Messenger RNA from Bactrocera tryoni, 1034 nucleotides. Its product is annotated as trypsin-3-like. The record is from RefSeq and is a predicted model, not a curated record. Gene Ontology annotation, biological process: proteolysis. Gene Ontology annotation, molecular function: serine-type endopeptidase activity. The transcript has a single exon. NCBI's taxonomy places the organism in Eukaryota, Metazoa, Arthropoda, Insecta, Diptera, Tephritidae. Bases 1 to 873 code for a protein of 290 amino acids.
AUGUCUCAGCGUACAUUUUCGCUUGCUGCGCUCACGGUCUCAUUAACCCUUAGCGGUGCAUACGAGCCAGAUGGCACACGGUUAAAUGUUAACGAAAAAGUGGAACCACGCAUUAUUAACGGUCAAGUGGUGACCAUCGAGCAAUAUCCCUAUCUAGUCGCAGUGCAAAUAUGGGGAAGCUUUCAGUGUGGCGGCAGUAUUAUAAGCCGGAGAGUUGUCCUGACCGCAGCGCAUUGCCUGGAACGCGAAAAACAACCACGCAAAUAUAGCAUAAUAUAUGGUGAAACUGAUAUACAGGGUGCAACGAGUAAUGUUAUACAAGUGGAAAGCUUUAAGAUGCAUCCGGAUUAUAGUAAUAUCAAUAUGGAUUACGAUGUUGGUUUACUUUUCCUUGUCGAAAGCAUACCGUUCGGCGAAAGUUCGCAAUGUAUCAAAUUGGCUGUAAAUAGGCCGAGGCUCGGUAGUCGGGCCAGUAUUGUGGGUUGGGGCGAAACGCAGGCGGGAGUUCGUGGUCGUUUGCAUGCGGCCUAUGUGUAUACUAUAACGCGACUGCGUUGCUUGCUGUUGUACAAAAACAAGUGGAGAAUAACACCACGUAUGCUGUGCGCUGGCGUGCCACAGGGUGGUAAGGACGCAUGCCAAGGCGACUCUGGUGGGCCGUUGGUGGUCGGAGGCGAACAAGUGGGUAUAUGCUCGAAUGGUUUUGGGUGUGGCCUUCGGAAGUACCCUGGCGUCUAUAGUAAUAUUGCUGUUUUACGCAACUGGAUCCAAAGCCAUGUGAAUACAAGUUGCCGCGAUACGAAGGCGGUUUCGGCUUCCAAAGGGGGAACGAAACCUACACUAUUUGGAAGUAGGAACAGAAGAGAAAGCUGAAACUUUUGAAAUUAAAAGCAUAUAAUAUUACCAAGGUAUCUUUAUUUUUCUUUAUGUGUGAAGAUUACUAUGUACGUUAACAGCGCUGAUCACGUGUAAAUAUCGAUAUUUAGCGUGUAUCGAACUAAAUAUAUUAAUAUCGAUUUUUUUAUCGAAAGUAA